Molecule: messenger RNA, 8311 nt
Organism: Gadus macrocephalus (Pacific cod)
Lineage: Eukaryota; Metazoa; Chordata; Actinopteri; Gadiformes; Gadidae
Gene: mical2a
Product: microtubule associated monooxygenase, calponin and LIM domain containing 2a
Exons: 22
Coding region: 3533-6946 (1137 amino acids)
Molecular function (GO): protein binding; FAD binding
Source: RefSeq, a predicted model, not a curated record
CACACACACACACACACACACACACACACACACACACACACACACACACACACACACACACACACUGCUUUGAUGAUUACAUCAGCGAAUCAGGUCCCCCCCAUUUGACAUUGUGCUUGUCCGCAGGAGUAGCCAUGGGCUGAUACAAUAAUGCUCAGUGAGUAUAAAAAGAAAGUCUAUUAGUUUACAUAAGUAAACUCUGUGUCACAGAAGACAGUGAAUUGGUCCUGUGAUUGUUUGUUUGAAGUGAAUGUUGCUCAGGGCAUAUGGUGUCCCAUCUACAGGACUGUGCUGUGUCAUGUGCUGUGUUCCUCUUGAACAUGAGACUGUUCUAUUCUAAGCAUGGCUUCUCCGAAAGUUGACUUACCACAGAGGAAUAAAUGUCUGGCAUCAAAACACCUCCUGAUGGAGACUGGAGAGUGUUAAUGGAUGGACAACUGAUCAACUAAUGGCGCUCGCUUGUUUAUUUUGGUCGCCUUUUGUUCCAUGAUUGUUUCCUACACUUGCCAACACCCUAAAAGGCUUGCCGUUCCUAUCCUUGUUGUGGAUUUGUUUUGAUGGAUCCAUGUUACGUUGGAUACAUGCAUUUCUUUGGUGGCUACGCACUUUUUUGGCAUGAGAUAAUGGGCACAUUCCUUUUGUUAUUCUUCUGCAUACCUUCAUGAAAGAACAACAAAGUUUACGGUCAUCCUCUUGGAAAGCUGGAGAAAUAUCGUAGCAAUCUAUUCCAUGCGUGUGAUGCAGAAAUGAUUGCAUUCUGUCGGAACAGAUAAAUCGAUUAGUGGCCAGACGCUUUCAGAACACUGAUCUUUAUAUUUGAAUGAAACCUGACCCCCAUAGAAGAGUUGACGGUGUGCUGUGAGUAGCCAGAUUACAACAUGUUGGAUGAACUAAUCAUGACGUUGUGUUUGUUUGUUUUGGCACUAGGAUUUGACGUGUGUGUGUGUGUGUGCGUGUGUGUGUGUGUGUGUGUGUGUGUGUGUGUGUGUGUGGCAAUGGGUUGAAGUCCAGAUGAACAUGCUGUUUUUGUGGGGCCUGCUUAUCAGGGCAGAGGGUUCCUUCCUGGUUUUCUUUAGCACAGUCUGUAAUUACUGUAGCUGGCCGGCCACGAACUUGCGUGUAGUUCCCAGCCGUCCCUAUGUUUCCCUUGAGCUUGUCAGUUUCCUAUUGUUUUGCGAUCGACUCAGGCAGUAAUAUGAAGUAAACAGCAAGCAUAGAAGUGCCAUGCCACUGUUUCCUCUCAAAUUUGCUUUUGUCCUGCUUAUUUAUUAACUGUACUGUAAUUAAUACAUAUUCCUUUUUAUAAUAUCUGCACAUGAGGUAAUGUGUGUAAUUAUAUGACAGAUCAUGCCCACACACACUUGCAAAGUUCUGUGUCUGUGUAGGCAUGAAUGUGACUCUCCCUGAUAUUGCUCCUCUUUUCUUUCUGGAAGGGGGGGGGAUGCCAGUCAUUCUGCAUUCAAGAUCAUACAGGAAGUGAAUGCAAACAUCCCAUAUUUACACAUGAUGAUGGCACCAUAGUAGGAGGAGGCAAGCAUUGUACAACUAAAUAGACAAAGAGCCUGUAUGCUCAAAAUAUAACUAUUUGCUUAAAUCAGAAAGCUUGGACUCAUUACAAAGGCAUAUGUCUGGUGGAAGAAACCAGUGGAUCAAACCAAGGCAGAUAAUCUUUCAGAUGAUAUAACUGGGGUGUGUGUGUGUUGUAUGCUCCCGCCUGUUGUCUUUCUAUGUAUUUGUACAGCCGCUUCUGUGGUGCAGGGCUCUGUCUGCCCGCAGCUGUCUUUCCACUCCGUCAGACCCGAGAUGGCGAGCUCAUGAUAUUCUGUGCGAGACAAUACAGUUAAAGUAUUGAACUAUUUUGCUUUAGGCUGACUGGCCUGAAGCGUUGAUUUUUUUAUUCUUGCUAUUUUAAACACCUAUUCAAAGAUUUUGGUUGUCGUUAGCAUAUCUUAAUUUCAGCUAAACUGUAAAGCUCAAAUAUGAACGAGUCAACUGCAAUAUCCUUACCGGUAAGGGGGUUCCCUUCCUUACGUCCUAGAGAAACAACAAGAGUGGUGCAUCCUUUGUUUGUACUUUCGAGGCAUCGAUUUUUCCUGGUGAUCUGUUAAACAAAAUCCAUCCCUACAAUACAAGAGUACAAACAAAAACAUCUGCUUCCAGUGACUGUAAGACAAAGCCUGUAAAUCCCUGGGCAUUUUCGUUACCUUCUCUACAUGCAAAUGGGCAAUGCUGCACCUUAACACAGAUGUUUGGGGAAAUAAGGAAUGAAAUAAUGGACUGGAUUCUGCUCACUGGAACAAUAGAAGGGAUCUGGGAUUGGUGUUCGGUGCGGUUUUGGACAAUGGUACUUCGUGUAUGAAACUAAAGUUAAACAUAAUUUUUCAGACUGCAACACAAAGAACAUUUGUAUUUGUAAGCAGGAAAUAAUUGUUAUUGUUUCCUUGGCGAUGUUGAAUGGGUGAACAAAAAUCUAUUCUGGCCUUCAACUAAAAAUGAGACUGGUGUUCAGAAGUUGUACUCUUAUUUCUUGACCUUCAUUGUUAAAUGUACAACACUGACCCCAGUAUCAAGUGGGAUUUGUAUUUGAUGCAGAUGAUGAGCUAAUGAGAUAAUGAGAUUAAAUCUGUGGCGUGCACUAUAACCUUGAAUGAAUCGCACCCAAUGAUACAUGCUACACACAACAUUUGUCCUAUCCUAUCACAGUCUCCGGCCCUAUACAUGCAAACACCUGUAUCAAACACGUCUUUCCUAUAUUUAACCCAACCUAGUUAGCAAUCACACCAAUGCUCUUUCACAAACACUUCAACCCAAAAAAAGCAGGGGCGUGGUCCCACAAAACCACUGAAUAGCCGGUUGAGUGGAAAGCAGUCCGGGGACUUUGUGGGCGUUGGGCCCACAGCUCAGGGCUGCUGAUGGAGCAGUUCAGAGUUAUUCCAGCCACGUGGCACUGGAAUGUGGGCUCAUAGAGUCUGGGCAGUGGACUGUCUUCAGGCAAAUGCUUCUGGUGGGGCUUUUAUCUCGACCCGUGCAGGAGUAUUGCUCUCAUGCUGGGGUACCAGUCAGUAUUAUAUGAUGACUGCCGCUGAGUGAGUGAGGCUAAGUGCCUGGAUGAUGUCUACUGAGGCUUCUGCUAUCACCAUGGUUAUUUGGCAGGGCAUGAUACUAAUGUUAUCUACCGUCUUUGAUGUCAUGAUGUCAUGUAAUGCUAUCCUUUACAGGCUAACAUGGUGCCAAUGGCAUGAACCUAUUAGGCCUAUAUAUCAGUUUAGUAGGGAAACCUACAUCUGACAGAGGGUUUAGGUCAGUAUCCACCACAAAAUGGGCUAAAUGACGACUCAAAACCAUUUUCAUUGUUCAAAAAUUCUCAAAACUACAGGUACACAACUAAUAUUGUGUGGAUACCAGCUCGGGAGCAAUAGUUGAACUACGAGAACCAUAUUACGGACCAGCCUGUGGGUUUAACAGCGGGGUCACCGCCAACGAGGAAAGCAGAACGUCUGCCGGAGAGCUCAGCGAUCCCAACACGACUACAAUGGGAGACUUGACGGCAGAUCCGAAGGAUCUGGUCAUGAAGCUGUUUGAGAACUUGGCGCAGGCGCCGGCCUGCAAGUGCACACUGCAGGCCUUCAACGUCAUGUGCGCUCAACUGGGGCUGGACCCCCUGGAGCACACCACCUUCUACAGCAGUCUGAAGGACAAGAUGACCACGUGGAAAGCCAAAGCACUUUGGAGCAAGCUGGACAAGAGGUUCGCACACAAGGAGUACAAGAAGGGACAAGCGUGUGUGGGCACCAAGUGUCUGGUGAUCGGAGGGGGACCCUGUGGGCUACGGACGGCCAUCGAGCUCGCCCUGAUGGGCGCCAAAGUGGUGGUGAUCGAGAAGAGGGACUCGUUCUCCAGGAACAACGUGCUGCACCUGUGGCCCUUCACCAUCCAUGACCUCCGGGGCCUGGGGGCCAAGAAGUUCUACGGGAAGUUCUGCGCGGGAGCCAUCGACCACAUCAGUAUACAGCAGCUGCAGCUCAUGUUGCUUAAGAUUGCCCUGAUUGUCGGAGUGGAGUUUCACAUCAACGUGGAGUUUGUGAAGCUGUUGGAGCCUUCAGAGGACCAGGAGAAUGAAGCGUUGGGCUGGAGGGCUGGCAUCCUGCCUGCGGAUCAUCCCGUGGCUAAUUUUGAGUUUGAUGUGGUGGUCGGCGCAGAUGGACGAAGGAACACACUGGAAGGUUUUAGCAGGACCGAGUUCCGGGGUAAGCUGGCUAUUGCUAUCACGGCCAACUUCACCAACAGGAACACCACGGCUGAAGCUAAGGUGGAGGAGAUCAGUGGGUUGGCCUUCAUCUUUAACCAGAAGUUUUUCCUUGAUCUCAAGGAGGAGACGGGUAUUGACCUGGAGAACAUUGUGUACUACAAAGACAAGACGCAUUACUUUGUCAUGACAGCCAAGAAGCAGAGCCUAUUGGACAAGGGGGUUGUUAUUCACGACUACGUCGACACCCAGAGUCUGCUGUGCAGUAACAACGUCAACCAGGAAGCGCUGCUGUGCUAUGCCCGCGAGGCCGCUGACUUUGGCACCAACUACCAGCUGCCCACCCUGGACUACGCCACCAACCACUACGGGCAGCCGGACGUGGCCAUGUUCGACUUCACCAGCAUGCACGCGUCAGAGCACGCGGCAGUGGUGCGUGAGCGCCACGGGCGCCAUUUGUUGGUGGCACUGGUCGGGGACAGUCUGCUAGAGCCCUUCUGGCCCAUGGGUACGGGCUGUGCUCGGGGCUUCCUGGCCGCCCUGGACACGGCCUGGAUGGUGAGGGGCUGGGCUCAGGAGAGGCCCGUCCUGGAGCUGCUGGCCGAGAGGGAGAGCAUUUACAGACUGCUUCCCCAAACCACACCCGAGAACUUGGCCAAGAACUUUGAUCUGUACACCAUAGACCCUGGAAGCCGGUACCCCAACAAAAACUUCUCCAGUGUCAAGGCAAAGCAGGUACGUCACCUGUAUGUCACCAGAGAGCUCAAUGCCUGCCCUCUGCAGCGGUCUGCAACCAUACGACGGCCUGUCAACAUAGACAGGCGAGAGUCUGAGAUUAGACCGGGUCGACUGCUGACCUGGUGCCAGAAGCAGACAGAGGGCUACAGGAAUGUGUCGGUGACCGACUUGACGUCCUCUUGGCGUAGCGGCCUGGCCCUCUGCGCCUUGAUCCAUAGGUUCAACUCCCAGCUCGUAGAUUUCAGCUCCCUCACCGAGGAGGACGCCGCCGCCAACCUCCAGCUGGCGUUCGACGUCGGCCAGCGGGAGUUCGGCGUGGCGCCGUUCACGUCCGGGCAGGAGCUGUCGGCCGCUCCGGACGUGGACAAGACGCAGAUGAUCCUGUACCUGUCAAAGUUCUACGAGCUGUUCCGCGGCACGCCUCUACCUCAGACAGGUUUAAGGGUUGCUGAUGAAAACAGUGUGGAGUAUCCGUCGAACGACCCGAGACACAUGACCAAUGGGAUUAAUGUCUCUCAACCACGGAAACGAGUGCCCAGGGAGGAGAGGAAAUCGGAGAGCACCCCGGAAUCAGUUUACAAGCGGCGGCGAAAAGGAGGCAGCAGUAGCCAUCUGGAGGAGGCCACUCAUCUGCAGGUCUCCCGGGACUCCUCCGCGCUGCUGGAGGAGACGGCCCCGCGGGAGAACAACCGGGUUCGCUCCAUGGCCACCCAGCUGCAGGCCAUGUUCGAAGGCACCGCCGCCGCUAGCACCGUCCGCAGACAUACCCUACAGUCCUUCACACACUACCCUGGCAUGACGGAGGAUCCCUGUAGCGAAUCAAGGGUGUCGGCCCCGCCCAAGCCCUCCCUCAAGUUUAAAAACUUUGAUAAAGGCUUGCCAGAGUACGCAGCCCUGCAGCCACCUAAAGUGCCGCCCAAACCCCGGAGCAGGGUCACACAAACAUUGCCUCAUGCCGAGCACCCCUCCGACGCCACUCCCCUUCAGCAGCGCCCUCUUUGGGAAGGCCGACGCGCUGAGCAGAGCGCUCAGACGCAGACGCGCGCUCAGACGGCGACCGCGCGCCGGUGUGCGGAGGCGGAGUACGCAGACUUCCCCUCCUCCCCCUCUCCCACCUCCCACAACUCUGCUGUCCUAGUCAUGAGAAGAAUGCUCCUCCGCCUGAGGGAGGUGGAGGAGCAGAUCUCUGAGAAGAAGGCUCAGACUCAACAUGCUAGGGAGUUUCAGAAAAAGAGUAUAAAGGACAAGGCACAUCAUCUUUGUGAUUUGUUGGAUGCCACUAAUGUACCCAAGGGGUCUGUCCAUCAGACAUCGCCACAGUCCACAGAUAAGUGUCACUCCUGUGGGAAGCGCGUCUACGUGGUUGAGAGGAUCAGUACCGAAGGCCUCUACUUCCACAGGGAGUGCUUUCGCUGCAAGACCUGCAAUUCGCCACUGAGCCAGGGCGCGCAUGUGUAUGACUCUGAACAGGGAAAACUUUAUUGCAAAGCACAUUUCGUACAACAUAAAAAUGGGACCCAUCUCCGAAGAAACAUAAACGGGCGCACAGGUUCUUGCGACCGCCGGGACUCUGUUGAGCCCACAUCCUGUAGUACCAGUCCGGAGAGGCCCCCACACUGCCCCACUGAUGGCAAGACGAGCCCCUCACCAACAGGUACCCUCACCUCACUGCUCAGGAAGGGCCUGAGCUGGCCCAUGAGUUUGACCCGCGCUGUGUGCGGGGCCCCUAGGCAACUGAGCGGCUGGCUGCAGCGCCGCACGCGGGCCCUAGGCGUGCACGUCGGGGCCAAUGGCCGGGACUAUGCAUUCCUCUACGAGCUCCUGAGCGUGGGGUUGCCCCUGCUGCUGGUGCUGCAGGGAGUCCUGCAGCAGAUGUAUGUGGAGGCUGCCCCGGCCGUGGCCCUGUGUUUACAGCCUGCGCUCCGGUGGCUUGAGGAGAAUGCUGGCCUCAGGCUCACAUAGAUGCUGUGCUCGCCUGCUCCUCCCUCUCCCCUCCGCACACUCCGACACCACGAUCACAAGUGCAAUCAGAGCUUCUCUAUGUCCGCCAUGGGAUGGCGACAACUUUGUGACGCACGGAAGCACCUUCUCACAGCAACACCGAUGUCUUGUUUUCAUGUUUAUGAAAUAAACAUAUAUUUUGAAAACAAGACUUUGACCAAAGAAUAUACAUAAAGAUGGUUCCCGUGGCAGCCUCCUUUUUUUUUUUUUUUUUUUUUUUUUUUUUGAGUUUAAGAUUAUUUUGUAUAUUUGGACUCUUAAGAUGUUUUGUAUAUCUUCAUAUUUAUCAAAGAAGUGUUUCAACGCUGGAAAGAGGUUUUUUGGUAUUUUCAUAAAACAAGGCUAUGCAGUAAAAAUGUGCACAGAUUGUUUCAAUAGGUGCUACAUUACCAGAGAAAAAAAGGUAGGGUCGCUAAUGCUGAAUAAGGUUGACCUAGACGGGUUAAAACUCUCCUAUCUUUAAAAGUGUUCUGUGGGCUUAGGACACACUUGAGGGUAACUUACUGACUGGACUAACGUAGUUGAGGGGCAUAACAUGGACAUUGGUACCUUUCUGUGGUGGAUAGGAUAAAGAAAUCUGCGUUUACUACUUUACAAAAUUACAGAAUGGAUGUUCUUCCUAAACCACGUAUGUUUACUGAGAUUUUUCUUAAAUCUAGACAUUUUAGUCGUAUUAUCGUUGGAACUUUUCUGCCAUCUGCUGUUCACUUCAAGUAGGCAAAACGAAGUGAAGAAUUCAAUUUUAUUUUAUUUUAACUACAAAACAUUGUACUCAUGCACCUGAUAAAUCAUUUGUCAUAAAUGAUUAAUUCCAUUAUAUAUUUUUAUUUAAUGUGCAGAUGUGAUCUGAAUGUUGGAAUAUAACUAUAUAGAAGAUUGUUACCAUCCCCUUUAUAUAGAUGUAUGAACUGUGUUGUGCUUUUUAAAUGAUACAUAAUUAAUAAUAAAGUAAAUGUUUUGGGAAAUGAAAAGAUAUUACUUUUCUAUUAUUAUUUGGAUUUUAAUGUCUCAGUUAAUAUACACCGCAAUGGCGCACGCAAAGAAAAAACAAGGUCCCAAGAUCAACUUUACAUUUCUUCUUUUGAUUGUGAUUUUCUUUGUCAUCUUUCUCCCAAAAUGUCCCUGAAGCUUUAUGACGUUUGAGUUGCGGAACCUUCUGGAUCAUUAAGGGAAAUUGCAUAAUGCAGGUGAUUGCACCUGCAUGUCUUGUUGAUGCUGUGGUGUGGCUGCAGUUAUACCCGAUUAUUUACGUUAUCCAUUUGCUCUGAACCAUAUUGUCUAACAUGUUGUGUGUGACACUAAAAACGAAUAAAGGUUUGAAGUGUU